AUGUAUAGCUGUGCUUCUCUUGCUUUGUUGUCAGAUGACACAAGUGUAAAAUGUAUAGCUAAUCAAAUUGUUGUUCCAAGAACAAGUGCGAAAAUUUGGAAAAAGCGUAAGCUUUAUCCGGUUAUAGUCAGAGUUUUGAAGUCUUUGAAUUGGAUGGUUGCAAGAAAAAUUAGGUUCUCGAAGAUAUAUGGAUUAUCUCAUUCAACAAAUUCGAUGCUUGAAAAUGCAGUUGAUGUGUUUCUGCAGGCUAAGAAUAUUGGGUUAAACCAGAGCAAAAGAGUGGAAUAUCUUGUAAGUUUAUUUGAGGAAAUAAAGAAGUCUGGACCAUUGCCUAAUGUACGCUCCUAUACCAUUAUGAUGAACUUUUACUGCAAAGGACAUUAUGCAGUAGAUAUUGGACAAGCCGCUGGAAUUCUGGAAGAAAUGGAGAGUGGGGAAAGCCCAACUGUUGUAACAUACAGCACAUACAUUCAUGGGCUUCGUAGAAUUGGAUUUGUUGAAUUUGCUUUGAACCUCAUUCGAAAAUUGAGGCAAAAAUAUCAGCCUGUUAAUAGUUACUGUUAUAAUGCGGUUAUUGAUGGAUUUUGCAAAAGAGGCGAAGAGGAUGAAUCUUGA
This is a messenger RNA of Camellia sinensis, 615 nucleotides long. Lineage: Eukaryota; Viridiplantae; Streptophyta; Magnoliopsida; Ericales; Theaceae. The record is from RefSeq and is a predicted model, not a curated record.